AUGUUCGCCGUCGACCCGAACGAGGACACCUCGUCGGCGGUACUGGCCGGACUCGUCGCACUUUUGGUGCUGCUCGCCGCCGUUGUCUGGGUCGCGUUUUGUUUGGCCCUCCACCGGACGGCCAAGAGAAUCUCAGAAAUGAAGCGACAGAGGAGGCGACAGGUGCUAAUCGCCAACGCCAUCCAGCACGCCCUCGGCGAUAACCGUUUCAUCGGCGAUCGCUCGGCAAUGCCGGCUUAUUUAGCGUCAUUGUCUCCAACAAUGACACAACAGCUGGCCGCCGACCUGGAGCUGCGGGAUUUGCCCAGCUACGAGCAGGCGAUGAUGAUGGGGUCGACGCCGGUGUCGCCGCUCCCCGAGCCUCCGUCG
Messenger RNA from Mesorhabditis spiculigera, 369 nucleotides. Lineage: Eukaryota; Metazoa; Nematoda; Chromadorea; Rhabditida; Rhabditidae. The record is from the annotation of a GenBank genome assembly.